AUUUGCGAGGGGAAACUGGAUCAGAUCACCAUGCUGAGAUUAAGUCUCUGCCUUCUCCUGCUGCCCCACGCGGCCCUCCCCUCUCUGUUAGGAUGGGUGCAGUCUCCAGGCUAUCCCAGAGGCUACUCUCCCUAUGCUAAUCUUAGCUGGAGCAGGUGUGCGCCUCAAGGCCACACCCUCUCCCUAAAAAUCAUCCACCUGGACCUGGAGGACAGUCACGACUGUGAAAAUGAUGCCCUGAAGAUCUUUUCAAAUGGAAACCUGCUUUCCAUCCUCUGUGGAAAAAGGACAUUUGAGGAGCUACAAUACGAUGUAAAUCCUUUGCUCAUCUCUGCCCCCGGUGGCUGCCUCUCUCUUUCGUUCCAUUCCGACUACUCAAAUGUCAAGAGGCACACAGGCUUCAGAGGCUUUUAUACAGUGCAAGACUACGACGAAUGUGACGACCCAGACAACCAAUGCACGCAAUUCUGUCACAACUUCAUCGGUGGUUACCGCUGCUCUUGUCGCCAUGGUUACCAUCUGGACACUGACAAGCACACUUGCACCGUGAGCUGUACUGAGGACCUGUCCGGGCUGAAGAAGGGUGUGAUAUCCAGUCCUUCCUGGCCUGGUCCAUAUGCUGAAAACGCCCACUGCUUGUACACGUUGUCGGUGGAGGAUCACUUACAGCUGGAGCUGCAUUUCGGUGAUGGCUUUGAUGUGGACCAGAACACUGAUGGACAGUGCAUCGACUCGGUGGAGGUUGUGACUUCCUCUGGGACUCUUGGCCCGUACUGUGGCCGCACACCUCCGUCCUCCCCUUUACUCACUCACUCAAAUCACGUCCAAAUCCGCUUCACCUCCGACGGCUUUGGCUCCAACAACGGCUUCAGUGUUAGCUUCAAGACCAGAGCCAAGGUCUGUCCAGGAGUGGUGACUGCCCAGUCGUCUGCUGCUCCUCGGAAAGCAGAGUAUCAGCAAGGUGAAACCGUGACGGUGACCUGUGAGCUUGGUUACAAUGUGGAUACUUAUGAACAGACUCUGAGCAUGUCUGAGUAUGAGACAACCUGCCAGAAAUCAGGCGUAUGGAGUCCCAUCUACAGCUGUGAACCUGUGAAUUGUGGAAUACCAAAUAUUCCAGAUGAUGGCAUCCUUCAGGUGGCGGACUCUGAUAACCCGAGCACCAUGUUUGGAGACGAGAUUGAGUUUAAGUGUAGUUCAAAGUACUACACACUGCAAGGAGAGGAUACAUACAUUUGUAACGGCAGUGGUUUAUGGGUGUCAGCUGGCGGAAACACAGAAAUGCCAAAAUGCUUUGAAGUGUGUGGGAAGCCCGAAACGGAUGGUUCAUCUGCGGGUAGGAUUUUGGGAGGCAAGAAGGCAAAACUGGGGGAAAUACCUUGGCAACUUUUGAUUAGAUCUCCAAGAGGAGGAGCAUCACUGAUCAAUGACAGAUGGGCUGUGACAGCAGCUCAUGUUGUGGAUGGGUUAGGGCAAACCUCUUUACGCCUCUUUGGUGGAUUGGUCGAAGGAAAGAAACUGCAAACGUCUGAUGUGGUUGUCAUGGAUGCUGAAAAAAUCAUAAUUCAUCCCAACUAUGAUAAGCUUAGCGCUACUAAUUUUGACAAUGAUAUUGCUCUUAUCAGAUUUACUUCCAGGGUGGAACUAGGCCCGAACCUCCUUCCCAUCUGUCUGCCAGAGGCAAAUGGAGGCUUGAAGGAAAAUGAACAAGGCACAGUUUCAGGUUGGGGGAUUACAGAGAGAGAUUCUUCAAUGGUUUUAAGUCGGGUCUUACAGUAUGCUCACAUUGCAGGCUACUCCCCUCGAGAAUGUCAGAAAACACCGCAGUAUAAUAACAUCCCCAUGGUUUUCACUAAUAACAUGUUCUGCGCUGGAGCAGAGGGCAUGGACAGUUGCAAGGGAGACAGUGGGGGUCCCUUGGUUUUACCCAUGUUGGGGACCGGGAACAAGAACAACAGAGGGCCUUAUCGCCUGGAGGGCAUCGUGUCCUGGGGAGCCAACUGUGAGGUGAAGCAGUACAAGGGUUAUUAUACCAAAGUGGAGAAUUAUGUAGACUGGAUCAAAGAGACCAUUGAAAGAGUAGAGAAAGAGGAAAGAAUGGAUGAAUAUCAAACAAAGACUAUUCCUGGCUUUAAAACUGCAUUGCUAAAUACUGGAAACCACAGGCUGCAUGACAUUAAUGUUCCACUGAAUCUGGGGCAUUUGCUCCCACAACAGCAGAUCAGCUCUCUCACAGAAAUACCUUUUCCAGACAUGGGCUGGACCUGGUGUAUCAUCGGGUUUCUGUUUGUGUCAGCGUGUGAGUGUUGGCGGCUGCCUCGCUCCGAGCCUGUCAUGCAUGGGGCGGUCCAAUCCCGCCACUAUCCCAGUCCUUACCCUCCUAACCAGCUGCAGCAGUGGGACCUCAAUGUACCUGAGGGCUACCAGAUCCAGCUCACCUUCACACACUUGGACAUUGAGGCUUCCGCAGGCUGCUUUUAUGACUCCCUCACGGUUCUCUAUGAUGACAAGGUCUUAGGGAAGUUUUGUGGCCAGGAGAAUUCGGCUGAUGGGCAUCACCCGGGCAACCAGCCCAUCCUGUCUCCAGGCAACAAACUCACCCUCAUAUUCCAAACAGAUGACACCAAUCCUGAGCUCCACCAGAACAUCGGCUUCUCUGCUUACUACCAGGCAAUAGACAGGGAUGAAUGUUCAGGACCGGACCCUGCAGAUGGCUCAGGUCCACUCUGCUCUCAGAUCUGCCUUAACACCCUCGGUUCAUACCUCUGUUCCUGCCACCAUGGCUACGAGCUCCGUCCAGACCAGCGCACGUGUGUAUUAUCUUGUGGUGGUGGUAUAUUUGAUGAGCCUGAGGGACACCUGACCAGUCCAGGAUACCCUGACCAGUCACCUCACGAUCUGUCCUGCCAGUACAUCAUCUCUGUUGAACCCGGCUUCACUGUCACUCUCAACUUUACCGACAACUUCCACAUUGAGAGCAUAGACACUGAUCAAGGCCCCACCUGCCCGUAUCACUGGCUGCAGGUGACAAUCCCAGAGAGAGAACCCAUGAAGCUGUGUGGUGGAAAGAGUCCAGGACUGAUGAUCACUGAGUCCAACACUGUCAGGCUGGACUACCACACAGAUGGGACGGGCCUGAGUCAUGGCUGGAGCCUGAACUACAACACUCACAGGGUGAAGUGCCCGUCUCCUGGUGUUGUGGCUAAAGGCAGGGUCACUCCUGUCUUACCUGAAUAUCUCUACAGAGACUACAUCUAUUUGCGCUGCGACCAAGGAUACAAGCUGAUGAAGGACGGUAGGGAGCUUGAGAGUUUCUCCACCAUGUGUCAAAGCAACGGACAGUGGCAUCUCUCUCUCCCAGAAUGCCAGAUCAUUGAUUGUGGAGAGCCUGAACCACUGCUGAAUGGAGGGGUAACCUUCAUAUCUGGCUCUCAGAAUCAGUACCGCUCUGUCAUUCAGUAUCACUGCAAUGAGCCAUUUUACUCUCUGCUCGGGGGUGUAAAUGUGAGCUACACCUGUGCAGCAGACAGAAAGUGGAGAGAUAACAAUGACAUUCAUCUGGCUCCAAAAUGUAUACCAGUUUGUGGCCAGCCCACAAAACUCAUCUCUGGCUUUCAGAGGAUCUUAGGGGGGGCUACAGCUCCAGACAAUACUAUCCCCUGGCAAGUGAUGUUGACAGUAAAUGGUAGAGGAGGUGGCAUGGUGAUUGGAGACCACUGGGUUAUGACUGCAGCUCAUAACCUGGUAGAUAAGGGAGUGACUGUGGCAAAAGAGGGAGUACAGGUUUACAUGGGAAGUAAUGAUGUUGAAUUAAUGAAGACCUCACCUGUGGAUGUGGCCUCUCUCCAUGUUCACCCCCAAUAUAACAACCCCGAUAAGUUAGAUUACAACCAUGACAUUGCCUUGAUCAAACUGCAACAUCCACUCACAUUCAACUCAUCCAUCAUGCCAAUAUGUUUGCCAGCUAAGGGCGUCACAUACAACACAGGCCUAAUGGGACUGGUUUCAGGCUUUGGCCUUGAAAAUGUUGGUGAUUCAUAUUACAUUGCAAAUAAACUGAAGUACAUACGCCUCCCUGUGGUGGACCAAGCAAAAUGCAGUCAUUCUAUUAAUGAAGCAAAGAAGACAAAUGCUGAUGUACCAAGUCUGUCAGAUAACAUGUUUUGCGCCGGGGUCCCUGAGGCAGGGAAGGACUCCUGCCAAGGAGACAGUGGAGGUGCCCUCGCCAUCAGGCAAGGUGGUCAGUUCUGGGCUGCAGGGAUUAUCAGCUGGGGGAUUGACUGUGGACAGCCGGGCAGAUAUGGAGUCUACACCAAAGUUGCCAACUACCUGGACUGGAUCGUCACAACCAUGCAGGAGAACUGA
Molecule: messenger RNA, 4365 nt
Organism: Myripristis murdjan (pinecone soldierfish)
Lineage: Eukaryota; Metazoa; Chordata; Actinopteri; Holocentriformes; Holocentridae
Exons: 24
Coding region: 31-4365 (1444 amino acids)
Biological process (GO): zymogen activation
Cellular component (GO): blood microparticle
Molecular function (GO): calcium ion binding; serine-type endopeptidase activity
Source: RefSeq, a predicted model, not a curated record